UUUCUUGUAUAGUUCACCUCCUAUUAUACUCUGUCUCUCCACCCCUGCAUCUUUUUGUCUUUGUAUUCCACGAUUGAGUUAAUUUCUCAAAUGGACAAUUACGGAGCUGACAAUGAGUUUAAUAGACUUAGAAGUGAAUUAACUCAAGGAAGGGACCUCGUUCAGCAGCUCCAACUCCAUCUCAAUGCUCCUAAUUAUAAUUCGUCGUCGUCUUCACCUGAAAACACUCGGGAAUUCCUGCUUCACAAUAUCCAAUCCAAAUUUGAUAGAGCUCUGUCCUUGCUCCAAUACAAUAGUACUGGAGACAAUACUAAUUCACUACUACCACAUUCCAAUUCCCCUGCAAUUCCCAUUUUUGGAACGUCUGAUUCUCCGCGAUCAAGCCCUCCUCAUAGUGAAGAUUCUGAUCGUGAUCUCGAACCCAAAGAUCAUCAUGCUACACGCAAGAGAAAGAGCAGUACACCGCGGUGGACAAAGCAAGUUCAAAUUCAUCCAGGGGCACCAAUUGAAGGGAAUCUUGAUGAUGGUUUUAGUUGGAGAAAAUAUGGACAGAAAGAUAUUCUUGGUGCUAAACAUCCGAGAGGUUAUUAUAGAUGCACACUUCGACAUGUCCAAGGUUGUUUGGCUACGAAACAAGUUCAAAAAUCCGAUGAAGAUCCCACCAUUUUCGAAGUCACGUAUCGAGGAAGGCACACUUGCAAUCAAGGUGGUGGUGCUAGUGUCAGUAAUGUGAAUCCAGCACCACCACCUUUGGCUUUAACAGUACCUCAAAAUCAUGAACAAUAUCAACAACUAAUCCCUACACCACAUCAAAAUCAGCACGAAAUUCUCUUGAAUUUUCAAAAAAACCUUAGUAUCUCCGAAGACGACUUCAACUUCAAUAAUACUCAUCAUGAUCAUCCUAACAAUGUGCCAUAUAUUCCCUCGUUUAAUAAUUUCCCUUCAUCAUCGUCCCACGUUAACACUGAUCAUCAAGAUUACAACUUUUUGACUAAUUCUUCCACAAUUCUAAGCAACAACUUUGUGGAGAAUUUUACCCCUUCCUUCAAUAAUAUGUCUGCAGGAACUUCUCAGCAAAAUGAUGCAGAUUACCAAUUUAACUCAAUGGGAUUUGAAUCAAAUUUCCCAUAUGAUUAUCAGGGAUUCUCUUCCUAAUUAAUCUUCCAAGAAAGUAGCUUAAUUAACUCAAGAUGAUGAUGAUGAAUCAAGGACAAUUUUGCAACCAAUUUGUUACUAGGAAACAAGGCAUAAGACUUAAUUAGAUGUGUUAGUUUAACCAUUUUCUAAUAAUGAUGAUAUCUAUUUUGUUUUCAUGUGGUCAUCUUUAUAUGUUGUAGUCUCUGAAUUAAUCUGUAUCAGAAGCUUUCAAGUUUGUAACAUCUUUUAAUCAUUUGCAAAGGGCCAAAAAAUGUCAUCAACUAUGAAAAAUAGAACAAUU
Messenger RNA from Solanum dulcamara, 1438 nucleotides. RefSeq names its product probable WRKY transcription factor 53. The transcript has 3 exons. Lineage: Eukaryota; Viridiplantae; Streptophyta; Magnoliopsida; Solanales; Solanaceae. The record is from RefSeq and is a predicted model, not a curated record. The coding region runs from base 91 to 1155 and encodes 354 amino acids. Gene Ontology annotation, biological process: regulation of DNA-templated transcription. Gene Ontology annotation, cellular component: nucleus. Gene Ontology annotation, molecular function: transcription cis-regulatory region binding; DNA-binding transcription factor activity.